Eruca vesicaria subsp. sativa (arugula) is the source of this 698-nucleotide messenger RNA. Lineage: Eukaryota; Viridiplantae; Streptophyta; Magnoliopsida; Brassicales; Brassicaceae. The record is from the annotation of a GenBank genome assembly.
UAUUUAAAGAUCCAAUCUUUAUCCCUUCUUGUCAGAAAAAAUAAUAGAGAAUGGGUAACAGUCUAGGCGGCACGAAAACGACCAAGAUCAUGAAAAUAGACGGCGAGACUUUUAAACUCAAAACUCCGGUGACAGUGGAACAAGUUCUAAAAGACUUUCCUGGUCACGUUUUGUUAGACUCCGAAUCCGUUAAGCACUAUGGUGCCCGAGCCAAACCACUUGAGGCGAAGCAGAGGUUAGAGGCGAAGCGGUUGUAUUUCGUGGUGGAGCCGGUGAAGGAGUGUCCACCACCAAGAAGGAUAAGAUCAGGAAUUCAUAUGAGUGCCAAGGAGAGGCUUGAGCACCUCAUGCUUGCCCGGAGAUCCUCUUCCGAUCUCUCCAUACUCAAACCUACAGGAGGAUGGACGAGGACGGAGGAGGAAGAUGAAGGAGGAGCGGUGAGGGUGAAGCUGAGGAUUCCCAAGGCGGAGCUGGAAAGACUCCUUAAGGAAGGAGCCACGGAGGCGGAGGCCACCGAUAAGAUCGCCUCUCUCUUUAUGGCCAAACACAGCCACAAGGAAGCGAGAAAUAACACGCUCCAACGUGGUCAUGAUGAGCCAGCCGCCACUAUACCCACCGACACAAGAGGAGUCAAAUCUCGUCUGAAACGAGUGAGUUUCAUGGCGGAAAGAGAAGGAAGCGAGAUCACCGUUGCUUGA